UACUAUUCAGUUUUGGCUCUCUGUUCAUCAUAUAAUACUAAUAGUUAGUUCCUUCAUAGUCGAAUCACAACAGCAUAGAAUAGCUAGCAUAUAAAUUCUUCUGAUCUUCAUUUCCUUUGCAUCUUUUGACUUUUCUUCUCUCUCUAUAAAAAUAAAGCUUCUCAUUUUUCUCUGUAAUUUUACACUAUAAACCAAACCAUGCAUUCCAAUCACUUACUUCUUGAAGAACCCAUUAGAAUGGCUUCCAUUUUGGAGCCUUCCAAAUCUAGUUUUUUUCCUGCAAUGACGAAGAUUGUUGGAACAUUGGGACCAAAAUCUCGAUCCGUUGAGGUUAUUUCAGGUUGUCUGAAAGCCGGAAUGUCUGUGGCAAGAUUUGACUUUUCGUUGGGUGAUGCGGACUAUCACCAGGAGACUUUGGAGAACUUGAAGGCUUCUAUUAAGACUACCAAGAAGCUCUGUGCGGUCAUGCUAGAUACUGCCGGUCCUGAGCUACAGGUUGUUAACAAAAGUGAGCAACCUAUUUCAUUAAAGGCAGAUGCAACUGUUACUCUUACUCCUGAUGAGGGACAGGAAGCAUCUUCUGAUGUGUUUCCAAUCAAUUUCGGCGGAUUAUCCAAGGCAGUGAAGAAGGGAGACACCAUUUUUAUUGGUCAAUACCUCUUCACAGGAAGUGAAACGACAUCUGUGUGGCUGGAGGUAGAUGAAGUGAAAGGGGAUGAUGUAGUUUGUGUGGUAAAGAACUCUGCCACAUUAACCGGGUCAUUGUUCACUCUACACGCUUCUCAGAUUCAUAUUGAUUUACCGACCCUCUCAGAUAAAGAUAAGGAGGUUAUUAGCACUUGGGGUGCCCAAAACAAAAUUGAUUUUCUUUCAUUAUCAUUUACCAGGCAUGCUGAGGAUGUGCGUGAGGCGCGUGAAUUCUUAUCUAAGCUGGGUGAUCUAGGCCAAACUCAGAUCUUCGCCAAAAUCGAAAGCGUCGAGGGGUUGACACAUUUUGAUGAGAUACUCCAAGAGGCUGAUGGCAUCAUCCUUUCGCGUGGAAACCUUGGUAUAGAUCUCCCACCAGAGAAGGUGUUCUUGUUCCAGAAGGCUGCUGUUCACAAGUGUAACAUGGCUGGGAAGCCUGCUGUGGUAACACGUGUUGUUGAUAGUAUGACUGACAAUCUUAGGCCAACUCGUGCUGAAGCAACAGAUGUAGCUAAUGCUGUCUUGGAUGGAACUGAUGCAAUUCUUCUUGGUGCUGAGACUCUACGUGGAUUAUACCCAAUUGAGACUAUUUCUACUGUUGGAAGAAUUUGUGCCGAGGCCGAGAAGGUUUUUAACCAAGAUCUAUAUUUCAAGAAGACGGUCAAAUUUGUUGGGGAGCCCAUGACGCACCUGGAAUCAAUUGCUUCCUCUGCGGUGCGGGCAGCGAUUAAGGUGAAAGCAUCAGUAAUUAUUUGUUUCACUUCAUCUGGAAGGGCAGCACGAUUGAUAGCCAAAUAUAGGCCAACAAUGCCAGUAUUGUCUGUUGUAAUUCCUCGACUCAAGACAAAUCAAUUGAAGUGGAGUUUCACCGGUGCAUUUGAGACCCAGGCAAGGCAGUCUCUUAUUGUUAGAGGUCUCUUCCCAAUGCUUGCUGAUCCUCGACAUCCUGCCGAGUCUACAAACGCAUCAAAUGAGUCGGUUCUGAAAGUUGCUCUUGAUCAUGGGAAGGCCUCAGGAGUUGUAAAGUCCCACGAUCGAGUGGUCAUUUGCCAGAAAGUUGGAGAUGCAUCAGUGGUUAAGAUUAUUGAGCUCGAAGAUUAAUGCGUUAGGCUUAAUUAUCCUCCUUUUUUGGAUGUGAUAUCUUAUUGUUGUAUGUUGGGCAAUUCUUGUUGAAAGAAAUUGCAGUAGUUGAAAACAUCAUAAUUAUUUUGGUGGUGGUUCUUCCCUAAUAUCAGGUAUAGGAGUCAUGUUCAUUUGUCCUCUCCCCUGUGUUAUGGAGAUGUUCAUGUUCUAUUUGGAGCUUAUUCUCCUGCAGAAACUUGAUUAAUGUUGAGAUAUUAGUAAUAAAUUUGUUGCAAGUGUGUUUUCAUUCA
Messenger RNA from Nicotiana attenuata, 2060 nucleotides. Its product is annotated as pyruvate kinase 1, cytosolic-like. Gene Ontology annotation, cellular component: cytoplasm. The coding region runs from base 199 to 1788 and encodes 529 amino acids. Gene Ontology annotation, molecular function: potassium ion binding; magnesium ion binding; pyruvate kinase activity. The transcript has 16 exons. Gene Ontology annotation, biological process: glycolytic process. Lineage: Eukaryota; Viridiplantae; Streptophyta; Magnoliopsida; Solanales; Solanaceae. The record is from RefSeq and is a predicted model, not a curated record.